Messenger RNA from Racocetra fulgida, 267 nucleotides. Lineage: Eukaryota; Fungi; Glomeromycota; Glomeromycetes; Diversisporales; Gigasporaceae. The record is from the annotation of a GenBank genome assembly.
AUGAUUAGAAAUUAUCUCAAAAGAGAUAUACUAGAAAAAAAUUCAAUUUCAAAUCAUUCUAAAAAAGAAGUAUCAGAAAAAAAAGAUGUUAGUAAACAAAAUCUAAUUCUAAAUCAUUCCAAGAAAGAAGUAUUAGAAAAAAAAAGUAUUAGUAAACAAAUUUUACAAGCAAGAAAUCUAACAAUCAAAGUAAAUAUACCCACUCAGAACCAAAAAUCCAAUUUUAAAUCAUCUCAAGAGAGAAGCACUAGAAAAAAAAAGCAUUAG